Pseudomassariella vexata is the source of this 2028-nucleotide messenger RNA. RefSeq names its product amidohydrolase 3. The record is from RefSeq and is a predicted model, not a curated record. Gene Ontology annotation, molecular function: hydrolase activity, acting on carbon-nitrogen (but not peptide) bonds, in cyclic amides. NCBI's taxonomy places the organism in Eukaryota, Fungi, Ascomycota, Sordariomycetes, Amphisphaeriales, Pseudomassariaceae. Bases 203 to 1951 code for a protein of 582 amino acids. The transcript has a single exon. Gene Ontology annotation, cellular component: cytosol.
CUGUAUUUUACCAUGCAAUACGCUGUUUAUUCAACACAAUGACAGAAACGGACACGGAAAACGUCCCGAAAUCGGACGGUUCUCCGAUGCAAAGUGGGUAAUCUUGGAUACGAUACUUUAUCACCGGAGUUUAUUUAUUGUGAUUCCGAUACAGCAACUACUCCAAAUAGCUAGGAAAGCGCUGAGCUGCAACAUCAACGAAAUGAUAGAAUACCAAGCAGGUGACAUAAUUUUCAUCGGGGCCACUAUCAUCGAUGGCACCGGCACACAAAAUAGGUACAAGGCGGACGUCCUUGUACGAGAUGGCUUGAUCCAAUCCAUCGGGACCGAGCUCGAGAAGCCAAGCCAAGAUGGCGUCCGCAUUGUGGACUGCGAUAAUGGACGAUGGGUUCUCAGCCCCGGGUUCAUCGACAUGCACGCGCAUUCCGACCUCUCUCUGCUGCACACGCCCGACCAUCUAGCCAAGAUCACACAAGGCGUGACGACAGAAGUCAUCGGACAGGAUGGCAUUUCAUACAGCCCAGUGAACGACGAGACGAUGGCUCGGAUCCGAAAGCAAAUCGCAGGCUGGAACGGUAACCCUACAGAUCCGCCCGACUUCUUCGACAGGUGGAGAAGUGUUGAAGAGUACUUGGACGUUCUCGAUGCAUCCAAGAUUGCGACCAAUGUAGCAUAUCUGGUUCCGCAGGGCAACCUGCGCAUGUUGGUCAAGGGAUGGGAUUCGAGCCCAGCCACCCAGGCCGAGAUCGAUGCGAUGAAGGAGAUUCUGCACAUGGCCUUCAAACAAGGUGCUGUAGGCAUGUCAUCUGGACUCACCUACGUGCCAGGCAACUUUGCCGAUUUCGAGGAGUUGUCCCAACUGUGCGAGAUAGUCAAGCAAUACGGCGGCUAUUAUUGCCCCCACACACGCUCGUACGGCAAGGGUGCCAUGGAAGCCUAUGCCGAGAUGAUUGAACUGGCCAAGAAAACGGGCGUGCGACUGCAUCUCACCCACGCCACGCUCAACUUUGCCGAGAAUGUCGGUCGAGCGGACGAGUUCCUCGAAAUGGUGGAUAAGGCCAUAUCCGAAGGCAUCCAGCUGUCCAUGGACACAUACCCCUAUCUGCCCGGUUCGACGACGCUUGCCGCCACCCUGCCUAGCUGGGUAGCAUCCGCGGACGACAAGCUCGCCAUCCUCUCGGACCCAGCCCAGCUCGAAAAGAUCCGACACCAGGCGCUCGUGCAAGGCACCGACGGCUGCCACGGCUGCACCCUAAACUGGGAAAUAAUCGAAAUUAGCGGCGUGCAGCGCCCCUCGCUAGCCGAAAAAUACGUGGGCAAGAUGCUGGGGCAGAUUGCGCGCGAGCUGAACCAAGACCCCUUCCUCACCUUUAUCCAAAUCCUCAAGGAAGACGACUUUGGCACUACCAUCAUGCAGCAUGCGGGCCACGAGGGAAACGUCCGUAAGAUCAUGCGCCAUCGCACGCAUACAGGCGGGUCGGACGGUAUUCUCACUUCCACCAAGCCGCAUCCCCGAGGCUGGGGCACCUUUCCGCGAUAUCUGGGGCACUAUCACCGUGAUCUUGCACAGGGGAAGUCAAGGCGCAUUGAGGGACCGCAGGUUUCUGAGGGGACCGGGCCGGUUGAAUUUGAUGAUGUCGAACCAGAGACAAUAUUUGUGGGUGGACUGGAAGAGGCUGUGAGCCACCUUACUGGUCGUGCAGCCGGCGUCAUUGGACUGCGAGACCGUGGGCUCAUCAAGGAAGGGUAUCGAGCGGAUUUGCUUUUAUUCGACGCUGAUGCCAUCCGCGACGCGGCCACGUUUGCCAAUCCGAGACAGCCUGCUACUGGCAUCAGGGCGGUGUUGGUCAACGGCCAGUUUGCUGUUGAUGAUGGCAAGCCUACUGGGGCGAGGGCUGGAAGGACCAUUCAGUUGAAGAGGGGUAACGGGAAUGACUUUGUUGUUGCGUGAUCUUGAAAUGGUGUUGGUCGUGUCCGUUCCAUGUACGUACUCCGUAGUCCAUCCACCACCAGUUGGCUUGAUUUGAG